CCUCAACAAAGGGUAUAUCAAAGAGAGCAUGAGUCUGUGCGCAGUUCCGGUAUUACUAGCGCCUAAGAAAGACGAAACAUGGCGUAUGUGUGUGGACUGCCGAGCCAUCAAUAAGAUUACGCUGGGCCAAAUUCAAGUGGUGGACCUAGUAACUCUUCACAUAUUGCUGCUGCUGAUAUUGCAUCAGGCGGUCGACAAUUUAAGCAUCAGCAAGAUUUAGUACCUUCAAAACCUAUAAUCCCAAAAAAUCCAUUAGCGAAGCCUGCUAUUAACCCAGAUCCAAUGGCCAAAGCUUCUGCUAUGGCUGCAAGCUCCCCCAUUGUUGCCCAUUCAGGUGCUGCUGCCUCACUGCAAAAGGCUGCAAAGUCUAAAAAAGGCAUCCAUAUCAUGCCUGGAGGAACUCCUGCAGUCAAAUCAUCAGUGCCAAGUAGCUUUAAUGGUUUGCCCAGUAAUGUACAUUUCAUUCGAACUGGCCUGGUGUCCCACCCCGCGGGCCUCUCUCAUGCCUCAGAGUCUGGAACCCAGCAAUUGCAGGCUCUAAGAUCUGCAUCACCUGCAUUUCAACCUAGACCAGCGACUGUGUCAUCCAGAACCAAUGCAUCAUCUGGGGUUCCCAGUGCCCCUACAUCUUCUCCAGCAACCGCCGUACUGGGAGUAAAAUCUAAAGCAGCUGUUAUCCUAGAAAAUCAAACUGUUGUUCUGUCUAAUGCAAGGAGUGAGAAAAUUGAAGUUAUUCGAGCUGCUUUAUUGCCGAAUACACCACAACAGCAGGUCCAAAAUGGUCCAAUUUUUGAUUCAGGCAACCGGUUAACAGCGAAGGUUGAAGGUCAAGAACUUGAAGGAGAGAGUAAAGCUUCAAGAAUUUGGAUCCAAGAAAAACUAAUCCCAAGUCAAGAGUCUCCCAGCAAUAAAAAUGAGAACACUAAAAAUGAAUGGGCAGCUGAAAACACUGGUGGUCAAGGUCCAGCACCUGUGACAUGUAAGGUGGUGUUCAAAAAUAGUUGAGGAAGGAGAUUUAGGUGACACACAGUUGGGAACUGAGGACGGGGGAGAGUAAAAUAGGUUUACUGUCUGGACCAGCUCUAUAGGUAAUAUCUAAUUCGUCCCAGUUGUUUUGUUGACUUUUAUCCUCAACUUUGUAAAUGUUUUCUCCAAAAGUCUUGUCUAUAAUUAGGUGACAAUUCAAAUUCUUUCAUAUGUUCCCUUGACAAGGAUUGAAUAUUUCCAGAUGUUUCUAGUAAGUUAUUUUGGCAUAUCUUUUAUAUGUUUUCUGGGAUACUUGAUUAGAAUCUAUGUUUUUGGUGUUUCCAAAACGUUGUGCUAAAAAUUCAGAGAACUGAGAUUGGAUCAGGAAAAUUUCUAUGUGACAUUUCAUCGCAAUUUAAUGAAAAUGAGAACAAGGGUACCUUAUUUAAGUCCAUGUAUUCAAAUUACUUGAAGUAAAGUUAUUCAAUAUGUGAAAGUAGGUCUUAAAGAAAGAUUCGUAUAGUUUGAAGACACAACAAAGAAAGAAGGAACCUGGUAAUGCUUUCAAGUACGAGAAGAUCAAUUAUUCUAGUCAACAAAGGCAACACGCCUUUUCUCCUUCAAUAAAUUUCCAGCUAUAAAAAUUUGAUUACAAGUAAGAUAAAAGGAAAGAGGGGAAAAAAAGACAUAUAUCUGCCUACUGCUGUCAAAAAUGCAUCUAUCUCGGUGCUGUUAUAAAUCACUGUACUAUUUUUGCAAUGCUGGAUUUACACAGGAAAAUAUUGACGGCAUCUGCCUCUUCAACUUAACUCCAAACAAGGACCUCAGGGGAAUUUUGAAUCGAGGUCUUGUUGGUUUUCUUUUUCAGACCAAGUUAUUUGUCCAGGUUUGACAGUGUGCUCUGAAUCUCAUGUUGGAGUUUCCGGAUACUUUCAAUGCUUACUUCGA
Capsicum annuum is the source of this 1914-nucleotide messenger RNA. RefSeq lists its product as uncharacterized. The transcript is spliced from 2 exons. The coding region runs from base 283 to 1005 and encodes 240 amino acids. The record is from RefSeq and is a predicted model, not a curated record. NCBI's taxonomy places the organism in Eukaryota, Viridiplantae, Streptophyta, Magnoliopsida, Solanales, Solanaceae.